GUCCCAACUCCAAAGCUGCCACCAUGAAAUCAAUCCCAAGAAUACCUAUCACAUUUAAUACUAGGACCUUUUUAGGUCUAACCGGGGUUAGGGUGCCUAUUCCCUCGCGACAUAUACACUCAUCAGCAGCAAAAGCGGCCGUUGCGCAUCCCAUAAACGUCAGAGGGCCACCUCCAAAGCCCCCGGCUCCGUCUCCCGAAUUCGUCUCCCGAAUUGAGCGGAGAAAGAAGCAAUCAGACCUCAUACAGCAGGGCAAUGUCACAGAUUCAGGACAAGGUUCGGCGUCUUCGAAACCGCUGAAAAGACGAUUUUGGAAGGAUGUGCAUGUUAAGGAGGUGGAUGAUGGGUAUCAAAUCUUCCUAGACUCCCGCGCCGUCCGAACUCCAGCAAAGAAAAUCCUCACGAUCCCCGCUUCAAAACCACAUCUAGCACACGCCAUCGCGCUCGAAUGGGACCUGCUAGUCUCCGCCCAGCAAGCUCUAAAACAGCACUUAAUUCCAUUAACCUCCCUCACGGCAAGGGCACAGGAUAUCGUUGUGGAAGAUGCCGCCGGUCAAAAUACCAUCCGCAACCAAAUAACGAAGGCCACAAUGCGAUAUCUAGACACGGACACGCUGCUAAGCUGGGCGCCAGAGAAGAGCAUCCAUGAUCCAGAUGUACACGACCUGAAUGGGGAGGAGAAAUCGGAGAAGUCGCUGCGAGAUCUCCAGAUUAGAACUGCUCGGCCGAUCAUCGAUUUCCUAACAGCAAAAGUGUGGCCGGGCAUUGAGAUCAGACCUGCGCUAGAGGAGAAUAGCAUCAUGCCCACACCGCAACUGCCGCUUACCAAGGAGGUUAUACGUGGAUGGAUCUAUGGUUUGCCCGCGUACGAGCUAGCUGGGUUGGAAAGGGGUGUUUUGGCGAGCAGAAGUUUGUUGGUUGCUGCACGGUUUGUUAUUGAAUGGAGUGAGCAAUUCCGCCACCUGCAACCGGAGGAGCGCAGGGAGUUUGGCAUUGAGCAAGCGGCGGCGGCGUCGACGCUGGAGGUCACAUGGCAGACGGAUAAGUGGGGGGAGGUGGAAGACACUCACGAUGUUGAUAGGGAGGAUGUUAGGAGGCAACUUGGUUCUGUUGUGCUGCUUGUGGGCGGGGAACAGAGAUAGAGGAGGUGGAUGACAGCAAGGGCAAGGAGGGGGGUUAGUUAGUUAAGCCAUAAAAGUCUUCGAUUCGGAGGUUCUAGGUGUGAAUGGACAUUGUAUAUUAUCAUGUGAAUUUAAACUUGAAUAGACAUAAAUGACAGGAAGCCGCCUGAAUAAACUCCGACCAUUGACACGGAUGAAGAAGCUUGAAGCUUUGUUCCCAGUGGCAUUGGUAAGAGGUCUAAGGACAGAAUUUGCCUAGAGACAACUCAAUUUGGGCCAGAAUCUACCGGUUC
Molecule: messenger RNA, 1414 nt
Organism: Histoplasma capsulatum G186AR
Lineage: Eukaryota; Fungi; Ascomycota; Eurotiomycetes; Onygenales; Ajellomycetaceae
Product: ATP synthase mitochondrial F1 complex assembly factor 2
Exons: 2
Coding region: 24-1142 (372 amino acids)
Biological process (GO): mitochondrial proton-transporting ATP synthase complex assembly
Cellular component (GO): mitochondrion
Source: RefSeq, a predicted model, not a curated record